GCGGCGCGCGCGGUGCUGACGCGGCAGCGGUGGCCGGGCCGGACCGGGCCGGGCUGAGCCGAGCUGAGCUGAGCUGAACUGGGCUGAGCUGAGCCGAGCUGGACCGGGCCGGACUGAGCUGAGCUGGACCGGGCCGGACUGAGCUGAGCUGAGCUGGGCCGAACCGGGCCGGGCUGAGACGAGCCGGGCCGGGCUGAGCUGAAUUGGGCCAAACCGGGCCGGGCUGAGCCGAGCCGAGCUGAUCUGAGCUGGGCCGAACCGGGCCGGGUUGAGCCGAGUCGAGCUGAGCCGAGCUGAGCGGGGCCGCCAUGGUGGCCAAGCAGCGCAUCCGCAUGGCCAACGAGAAGCACAGCAAGAACAUCACCCAGCGCGGCAACGUCGCCAAGACCUCGAGAACGGCCCCGGAGGAGAAGGCGUCGGUCGGGCCCUGGCUGCUGGCGCUGUUCAUCUUCGUGGUCUGCGGAUCAGCCAUCUUCCAGAUCAUCCAGAGCAUCCGGAUGGGUAUGUGAGGGGCCAGGGCCGGGCCAUGGCCCGCCGGCCCCGGCCGCCGCAGCACUGCCGAGGAGCGGCGCGCGGCACCGGCCGUGUCGCAUUCCAGGUCCCUUCACGAGUCAUUCCGAGUUUUCUAGCCCGUGCCACAGUGCCUUGAACAGCACCACAUGUAUAAAGCAAUAAAAGUCUGUUGUUGAUCUACAA
Molecule: messenger RNA, 696 nt
Organism: Lepidothrix coronata (blue-crowned manakin)
Lineage: Eukaryota; Metazoa; Chordata; Aves; Passeriformes; Pipridae
Gene: SERP1
Product: stress-associated endoplasmic reticulum protein 1
Exons: 3
Coding region: 309-509 (66 amino acids)
Biological process (GO): endoplasmic reticulum unfolded protein response
Cellular component (GO): endoplasmic reticulum
Source: RefSeq, a predicted model, not a curated record